This is a messenger RNA of Capsaspora owczarzaki ATCC 30864, 2185 nucleotides long. RefSeq names its product polypyrimidine tract-binding protein PTB-2. The record is from RefSeq and is a predicted model, not a curated record. The transcript is spliced from 2 exons. Gene Ontology annotation, molecular function: mRNA binding. The coding region runs from base 146 to 1645 and encodes 499 amino acids. Gene Ontology annotation, biological process: regulation of RNA splicing; mRNA processing. Gene Ontology annotation, cellular component: nucleus. NCBI's taxonomy places the organism in Eukaryota, Filasterea, Ministeriida, Capsasporidae.
CGAGAAAAUUCACUCCUCGCUUUAUUUGUGUUGAUUUCGCGUUGCGACCAAACGCGUGAACGACACUAGCGCCGAGAACUCCCACUACCCUUCCUCCACCACUGACAGCGACUCUCCACAGGUUUCCGAACCAAAGCGCGUGCGAAUGGAUCCGAGUGUUGACGGUCAGGACGCCAUGUCCUCUGCUGCGCCCGCGGGUGAGCUCGGCAAGGUGCUGCAUGUGCGCAACAUGCCGCUCGAUGUCACCGAGCCCGAGCUGAUUGCCAUUGGCGCCAAGUACGGCCCCGUGGCCAACACGCUCCUGCUCCACAACAAGGGCCAGGGCUUUAUCGAGAUGGAGCAGCUCGAUGCCGCCAAAAACCUGCUCGCGGCGUCGGAGGCCAACCCCCAGUUUAUCCGCGGCCGCCGCGUCUACUUCCAGCCCUCCAACCACGUCCAGCUCAAGCGCAACGAGCAGCACCACGGUGGCGCUGCAGCGAGCGGCAGCCACAGCGGCAACAACGACUCGUCGUUCGAGCCCAAGCCCGUGCUCCGCGUUGAGAUUCACAACGUUCUGUACGUCGUGACGCUGGAUGUCCUCCACCAGAUCUUCUCCAAGUUUGGCAACGUCCUCCGCAUCAUCACCUUCAACAAGAACAACCUCUUCCAGGCCUUCAUCCAGUACGCCGACCUGAACUCUGCCAAGAACGCCAAGUCGUCGCUCGACGGCCAGAGCAUCUACACUGGCUGCUGCCAGCUCCGCAUCUUUUACUCGCGUCUUGACGAGCUCAACGUUCGCUUCAACAACGACAAGUGCCGAGACUACACCAACCCCAACCUCCCGACUGGCGACAACACUCCGUUCGGCGCCGCUGCAAACACUGCCGGUGCUGCCGGCGGCCGCAUUGGCAACUAUGGUGGCAACGCCUAUGGCGGCUACCAGGCUGGUGCCCAGCAGGGCGGCUAUGGCGGUCCCGCUGGCUACUCUGCCGGCCCCGCCGCCGGCGUCUUUGGCGGCAACAACGCUGUCAACGCUGGUGCGUACGGCGCUGCUGCUGGCAACAAUGCCCGCAACAUUAUCCUCGUCAGCAACCUGAACGAUCAACACGUCACCCCCGACAUUCUCUUCAUGAUCAUUGGCACUUACGCUGACGUCCACCGCGUCAAGAUCCUCUACAACAAGAAGGACACUGCUCUUGUCCAGGUCACCGAUUCGCAACAGGCCCAGACUGCCAUCCACAACCUCAACAUGCAGACCUUUUACGGCAAGGAGAUGCGUCUCAGCCUGUCCAAGCACAACGCUGUCGCCCUCCCUCGCUCGGGCUCUGAGGAGUCGGCCUUCGAGCUGACCAAGGAGUACAUCAACUCGCCCCUGCACCGCUUCAAGGUCCCCAACUCGAAGAACUUUGCCAACAUUUGCCCGCCCAUCGACACCCUGCACGUGUCCAACAUUCCCGACAACUACCCCGAGGCCGAUCUCGUUGCCGAGUUUGGCAAGUAUGCCCCCGUCGUUCUCUUCCGUCUCUUCCCUAACAACCACAAGAUGGGCGUUGUCAAGUUUGGCUCCACCGACGAGGCCAUGCAAGCGCUCGUCCACAUGAAUAACUUUAAGAUUGGGCCGACCAACUAUCUGCGCGUCUCCUUCUCAAAGGUCUCUGCCACCUAAAAACACACGCAGGCUCCGCGCGGCUGCCUUUGAUUUCUUUUUGUGUGGGCGCCAUUCAUAAGGUCUUCCUCUUCCUCUGCUCUUGCUUUCUGUCUUGUUUUCUUGUUUUUUUUCUUCUCGCCUCUUCCUAGCGUGCUUUUGGUUAUUACAACAACAAGAUUACAACCCCCCCCCCUUCUCCCUCGCUCUCUCUACAUUUUACUUGUAUUCUCCUACUCUCUUUGGUUCUUUCAGAUACCAUUAUUACUGUUACGCACACCGGCAUUUCUGUCAUUGAUAUCCUCUUGCUUGGGUCCUUGAUUUUCAGUCUAUCCGUCUCCGUUUUCAUUUCUUGAUUUCAAACCAUCAGUCUCUGUGUGAGCUUGUCAGCUCGUCUGCGCCUUUUUUGUUUUUUGAACAAGCCACUCUGUGGUUGAAGGCGUGGUGGUAAAUCCGCUUUAUCUCGUUUGAGCAUCAUGAUUAUUUUGAUUACUUUUUUCUUUGUUUAUAAUGAUUCGACGACUUGAACCGCCGCGUGGCUUGGAUCGCGGUCAGUCUGGC